Messenger RNA from Kwoniella mangroviensis CBS 8507, 1398 nucleotides. RefSeq lists its product as uncharacterized. The transcript is spliced from 2 exons. Lineage: Eukaryota; Fungi; Basidiomycota; Tremellomycetes; Tremellales; Cryptococcaceae. The record is from RefSeq and is a predicted model, not a curated record. The coding region runs from base 1 to 1398 and encodes 465 amino acids.
AUGGAAUCAAAGAUCUCGUUGAACGAUAACCCUCCCCCACCAUAUCAAUCUACCGUAUCACUCAACAGUCUCACCCAUUUACCUCCUUACCAAGCUUCCACAUCUACCUACAGACUCAGUCAAUCAGUAACUUCUGAUAAGAAAUCUAGAGAUUACUCGUGGAUACACAAUGAUGAAAUAUGGUCCAAUCUUAUACCCUUUUUACCUCCUUCAACAUUAUCAGCUUUAUCUCGAACCUGUAAAUCAGUAUAUCACCAUGUGAUCCCUCAUCUAUGGAAGGUAUAUAGGAUCAAGUCGGAUGAUCAAUUAUGGACUUUACUUCAUUUGCUCGCAAUGGAACAUAAGAAUCGACAGAAGGGGUGGUUCAGUAAAGGUAAAGGCAAGUUGUCGAUAUUCAACAGAUCAAAUCGCCCUUCCUCUCUAUCACUAGAGAAUAGUCGUCUUAGAAUUCAAUCUUUAUCGAAUAUGAUCGUUUUGACCAUAUUCGAUAUCAUCCCUUCACCUAGCAUCUGCGUUCUCAUUCCAAUAUACAUAUCUCGUUCUUCCAAUCUUAUCAGUAUUGUCGAAGAGAAAGAUACUGUCGAGGAUGAAGGUGAAGGUGAAAGCGGACAAGUCUUAUUCCUGAAUGUCGACCAAAUUCAUUUCUCACCUAAAUUGAUCAAAGAAGUUGUGAAUAGCCGUUUCGGUUGGAGAAUGCUCCGGAAAAAUGAUUAUGAAUAUCAUCUUCAUUUACCUGAUGAUAUCAAAGGGAAAAUGCCAAAUAAAUAUAAUAUUCAUAUCAUACUUCCAAUUACUUUCGAUUUAGCCACUGAGGACAUAGAUCAAUUUCUAAAAGGAAGAAAUCAUUUCAUUCAUUUACCUAAAGAAUGGUUCAAUAUCUCCUCGACAUUUGCACCUUCAUCUUAUAAUCAGGGAAAAUACGAAGACGAAUCCGAAGACGAAGACCAAGACGAAAGCGAAGAUGACGAUAACAACGAAAGAUCAACGUUCAUUCGACAUCUUACCCAUUUCUUGGAAGAGAUCAUACAUGCUGAUGCAUUGAUGAAUCAUCAUUGUGUUAGUAAGAUGGAUCAUGAUCAUUAUCGAUUGGACUGCAGGACUAAGUGGAUUGUGAGAUAUCCCCAUGUCGGACAAGGAGUCAUUGAAGAGGUGAAGAACAAUCUGUUGGAUAUGGUGAAUAGAGGUAAAUUUGAGAGACUUGCAAGGGAUGGAAUAUUCGUGGUGGAUCAGGAUGAGGAGAGUAGGGUUGACUUCAAAGAUAAUAAGAAGAUAGGAGGAAUAGGAGUGUAUUCGAUGACAAAGAAGGGUGAAUCCGGGGGAAAUGUAAAAAGUAAAGUCGAGUUGUGGUUUAUGAGAUUGGAGAACAAUAAGUGUCUCGUCUCGAAUCAUACUAAGUAG